AUGACGACCGCCCACAGGCCGACCUUUGAUCCCGCCCGCGGCAAAGAGGCCCUCCGCGGCCCGGCCUACCACCAGCGCCUCCUCCCCGCCCACACGCAACUCAAGUUCCGCAAGGCCGGCCAGGGCGGCGACGCCGACGACGAGCCUGAGCGCGACCUCGCCGCCGAGCUGCUCGCUGCCGAGGCCGCCCACUUCGCCAAGAAGAACGGCGGCGCCCUUCCCCCGCCCGCCGGCGACGACGACGACGAUGAAUCCGUCUCCGCGACCGCCGCGGGCAAGCGAGCCCUGCCGUCGGGACGGAACGGCGACGGUGGCGGCGACGACGACGACGAAGAGGAUCUAGCGGCGAAGCGGCGCAGGAUCUUGGAGGAGACGCGGGAGAUUGACGCCGACGACAGCAGCGAGGAGGAUGACGACGAUGAUAGCGACGACAGCGAUGACGAGGACGAGGACGCCGAGCUCCAGCGCGAACUCGAGCGCGUGCGGCGUGAGCGAGAGGAAAAGAAGAAGCGCGAGGAAGCAGAGCGCGCCAAGGAGGAAGAAGAGGCCCGCGAGCGGCACAUCGCCUACGGCAAUCCCCUCCUCAACAAGCAAGACUUUACCAUGAAGCGCCGCUGGGACGACGAUGUCGUGUUCAAGAACCAGGCCCGCGGCACGGAGGAUAAGGGCAAGAAGAAGGAGUUUGUCAACGUGAGUGUUCCUCCCGCAUCCCUCGCCAAGCACAUGCCCCUGGAUCUCCUGCGGUCCGACUUUCAUCGUCGCUUCAUGAACAAGUACGUGCGGUAG
This is a messenger RNA of Purpureocillium lilacinum, 786 nucleotides long. NCBI's taxonomy places the organism in Eukaryota, Fungi, Ascomycota, Sordariomycetes, Hypocreales, Ophiocordycipitaceae. The record is from RefSeq and is a predicted model, not a curated record.